CCCUUACAUCCUAUUGCCCCGAGACUCAGACUGCAGAAGUAGAGGAUUCUCGCUCUCGCCGGUCGCCAACAGGAUUAUCUGUCUCCGUCCGUCACUCCGGCAGUAGCCGGCUGUGGUUCAGGAUUAUCUGUGGUGUCUCCUGGUUAGCAAAUGGAUGUUGCUAAUGAAUUGGGUUACAAACCUCCUUCUGAUUUUGUGGAGGAUAAAAGAGAUCCACUUGUUGAACUUAAAUUAACGGAUUCAACUGAGCUCUGGCUCAUCCAAUGGCCCCAAAAUCAUUCUUCAGAUUUUGAUGGGCAAGUGUCACUGAAACUUGAUAAUGAGGGGCAUUUAGGCAGCUUUGAGAGUUCUUCUGGAAAAUCUUAUGAUGUUUUCAAUUUAAAAGCCCAGGAUCCAGUUGGAACGGUAUUUCUAUCUUCUGCAUCAGAGGCAAAAGCUGUUGGAAAGAUUUCGCGCCAUGUUUCUUUUAUUCACUAUCCAGAGCCUAGUGAAUUUCAGAAACACAACAAAAUGAGUUUGAAGGAGAUAGCUCAGAGGUCUUCAACGAUGACAAAGACAAGUUCAGUUUUCCAUUCUUCAAGUGCUACUAAAAGUAGUAAGCAUAGAAGUUCACAAUCUACGAGUAUCUACACUACCAACACUCCUAGUAGCCAACAGAAAAGUUCCAAAUCCAAAUUGGGUGAGCCAUCUAAGACUCCAAAGAAAAGAAGCCACGGUGAGUCUUCAAAGUCCAUGGACCAGUCUGUGCAGGAUUCUGGCAGAGCCAACAGUGCAGUUACCAGUUCUGGAUCAGCGGGGCAUUCUCAAGAAAGAAAAGCAAAAAAGUCGAGGGCUAAUUGAAUCUUCAAACUGUUAUAGCAGCUUCCAUUUAUCAGAUCUUGUUUCAAUCUUGAUGCACAAUUUUGAGGAAGAUCAUACGGAAUAUUAAAAUGACUCACCGGUUUGUCUAGAUUAUUAUGUAGAGCUUUGAGAAUGCAAUUAACUUUCAGUUCUUGUGGUGUUGAGUAUCGAGUAAUGAUCUUGAGAGAUUUUUUAUGCUUUGGUACCUUGGAUUUUGUUUACACAAGACUUUGAUUCUAACUUCAAGUUGAAGAAUAUAAAUUAGGGAUUUAUUGGUUA
Molecule: messenger RNA, 1119 nt
Organism: Ipomoea nil (Japanese morning glory)
Lineage: Eukaryota; Viridiplantae; Streptophyta; Magnoliopsida; Solanales; Convolvulaceae
Product: mediator-associated protein 2-like
Exons: 5
Coding region: 151-840 (229 amino acids)
Source: RefSeq, a predicted model, not a curated record